AUGAGUGGUCAAAAAGUAGAUCCGGAUAUGGAGUGUUUUGGCCCGGCGGCCAUAUACCUCCGGAAAACUGAAAAGGAGAGAGUAGAGGCUCAAAACACUCCCUUUGAUGCCAAAACAGCUUACUUUGUGACAGAGCCCACUGAGAUGUAUUUAAAGGGGAAACUUGUAAAGAAGGAGGGUGGCAAAGCCACAGUUGAAGUUCAGGGUGGAAAGACUUUCACCGUGAAAGAAGAUGAAAUCUUCCCCAUGAACCCUCCAAAGUUUGAUAAGAUUGAGGACAUGGCCAUGAUGACCCACCUCAGUGAGCCUGCUGUGCUGUAUAACCUCAAAGAGCGUUAUGCAGCAUGGAUGAUCUAUACCUACUCUGGGCUGUUCUGCGUCACUGUGAACCCCUACAAGUGGCUCCCAGUGUAUGAUGCAAUGGUUGUUGCAGGAUACAGGGGCAAAAAGAGGAUUGAGGCUCCACCCCACAUCUUCUCCAUCUCUGAUAAUGCCUAUCAGUUCAUGCUCCAAGAUCGUGAGAAUCAGUCAAUCCUGAUUACCGGAGAAUCUGGUGCAGGAAAGACUGUCAACACUAAGCGUGUCAUCCAGUACUUUGCGACAAUUGCAGUGUCUGGAGCUAAGAAAGUCGAGCCAGUUCCUGGAAAAAUGCAGGGGUCGCUGGAGGAUCAAAUCAUUGCAGCCAACCCACUGCUAGAGGCUUAUGGUAAUGCCAAGACAGUGAGGAAUGACAACUCAUCCCGCUUUGGUAAAUUCAUCAGAAUCCACUUUGGAUCAACAGGAAAACUGGCUUCUGCUGACAUUGAAACAUAUCUGCUGGAGAAGUCUCGAGUGACGUUCCAGCUGUCUGCUGAGAGGAGCUACCAUAUUUUCUAUCAGCUCACAACUGGUCAUAAACCUGAGCUCAUAGAGUCUCUCCUUAUUACCACCAACCCUUUCGACUUUCCCAUGGUCAGUCAUGGAGAGGUUACUGUCAAGAGUAUCAAUGAUGUUGAAGAAUUCAUCGCUACUGAUACUGCCAUUGACAUCCUGGGUUUCACUGCAGAGGAAAAGAUAGGCAUUUACAAGCUAACUGGGGCUGUGAUGCAUCAUGGAAACAUGAAGUUCAAGCAGAAGCAGCGGGAAGAGCAGGCUGAGCCUGAUGGCACUGAGGUGGCUGAUAAAAUUGCCUAUCUCAUGGGUCUGAACUCCGCUGAUAUGCUGAAGGCUUUGUGUUACCCAAGAGUGAAGGUUGGCAAUGAAAUGGUGGUCAAGGGUCAAACUGUGCCACAGGUGAAUAAUGCAGUGAUGGCUCUCGCCAAGGCUGUGUAUGAGAAAAUGUUCUUGUGGAUGGUUGUCAGAAUCAAUGAAAUGCUGGAUACCAAGCAGCCGAGAAAUUUCUUCAUAGGUGUCUUAGACAUUGCUGGAUUUGAAAUCUUUGAUUUCAACAGCCUGGAACAGCUGUGCAUCAACUUCACCAAUGAAAAACUGCAACAGUUUUUCAACCAUCACAUGUUUGUCCUGGAGCAAGAAGAGUACAAGAAAGAGGGGAUUGAAUGGGAGUUCAUUGACUUUGGCAUGGACUUGGCUGCCUGCAUUGAGCUUAUUGAGAAGCCAAUGGGCAUUUUCUCCAUCCUUGAAGAGGAGUGCAUGUUCCCCAAGGCAACAGACAUGACCUUCAAGAACAAACUCUAUGACCAGCAUGUUGGCAAAAGUGCCCCCUUUCAAAAACCAAAACCUGUCAAAGGCAAACCUGAGGCCCAUUUCUCCCUGGUGCACUAUGCUGGCACUGUUGACUACAAUGUACUUGGCUGGCUGGAGAAGAACAAAGACCCCCUGAAUGACUCUGUGGUGCAGCUCUACCAGAAGUCUUCAACAAAACUGUUGGCCUUGCUGUUUGCAUCUCAUGCCUCUGCAGACGAUGCAAAAGGUGGAAAGAAGGGUGGCGGCAAGAAGAAGGGUGGUUCCUUCCAGACAGUGUCAGCUCUUUUCAGGGAAAACCUUGGCAAGCUGAUGACUAACUUACGGAGCACUCACCCACAUUUUGUGCGCUGUUUAAUUCCCAAUGAAACUAAAACACCAGGUCUUAUGGAGAACCACCUGGUCAUCCACCAGCUGAGGUGUAACGGUGUGCUGGAGGGUAUCAGGAUCUGCAGGAAAGGUUUCCCCAGCAGAAUCCUCUAUGGUGACUUCAAGCAGAGGUACAAAGUUCUGAAUGCUAGUGUCAUCCCUGAGGGACAGUUCAUUGACAACAAAAAGGCCUCAGAGAAACUUCUGGGAUCCAUCAAUGUGGACCACUCUCAGUACAAGUUUGGCUACACCAAGGUAUUCUUCAAGGCUGGGCUGCUGGGUCUGCUUGAAGAGAUGAGAGACGAGAAACUGGUGGAACUGGUCAUAAUAACUCAGGCUAUAUGCAGAGGUUUCCUGAUGAGGCGAGAAUUUUCAAAGAUGAUGGAAAGAAGGGAAUCCAUUUACACCAUCCAGUACAACAUCCGUUCAUUCAUGAAUGUCAAAACCUGGCCGUGGAUGAAGCUGUAUUUUAGAAUAAAGCCACUUCUCAGGAGUGCAGAAGCGGAGAAAGAGAUGGCCCAAAUGAAAGAGGACUUUAAAAAGACCAAAGAGGAUCUAGCCAAGGCUCUGGCUAAGAAGAAAGAACUGGAAGAGAAGAUGGUCACUCUUGUACAGGAGAAGAAUGACUUGCAGCUCCAAAUUCAGAGUGAAGGUGAAACCCUUGCUGAUGCAGAGGAAAGGUGUGAGGGGCUCAUCAAAGCAAAGAUCCAGCUCGAGGCCAAAGUCAAAGAGACGUCUGAGAGACUGGAGGAUGAGGAGGAAAUGAAUGCUGAGCUGACUGCAAAGAAGAGGAAGCUGGAGGAUGAGUGCUCUGAGUUGAAGAAAGACAUUGAUGACUUGGAGCUGACCCUGGCCAAAGUGGAAAAGGAGAAACACGCCACUGAGAACAAGGUUAAAAACCUGGUCGAGGAACUGGCUGCUCAAGAUGAGACUGUUGCCAAGCUGACCAAAGAAAAGAAAGCCCUCCAAGAGGCCCAUCAGCAGAUCCUCGAUGAUCUGCAGGCAGAGGAAGACAAAGUCAACACUCUGACGAAGGCCAAGACCAAGCUGGAGCAGCAAGUGGAUGAUAUCGAAGGUACACUGGAGCAAGAAAGGAAGCUCCGUAUGGAUCUUGAGCGAGCUAAAAGAAAACUUGAAGGAGAUCUGAAACUGGCCCAUGAAACCAUCAUGGAUCUUGAAAAUGAAAAGCAGCAGUCAGAAGAGAAAAUAAAGAAGAGGGACUUUGAGAUGAGCCAGCUUCUUAGCAGGAUAGAAGAUGAACAAAUAAUUGGAGCUCAGCUCCAGAAGAAAAUAAAAGAACUGCAGGCUCGUAUCGAGGAGCUGGAGGAGGAGAUUGAGGCUGAGCGGGCUGCUCGGGCCAAAGUGGAGAAGCAGAGAUCUGAUCUCUCCAGGGAACUUGAGGAGAUCAGUGAGCGUCUCGAAGAAGCCGGUGGAGCAACAUCAGUACAGAUUGAGAUGAACAAGAAGCGUGAGGCUGAGUUUCAGAAGUUGAGACGUGAUCUCGAAGAGGCAACCCUGCAGCACGAAUCCACUGCCGCCGCUCUCCGCAAGAAGCAGGCUGACAGCGUGGCUGAGCUAGGAGAGCAGCUCGAUAACCUCCAGAGAAUCAAACAGAAGCUGGAGAAAGAGAAAAGCGAGUACAGGAUGGAGAUUGAUGACCUCACGAGCAACAUGGAGGCCAUUGCCAAAUCGAAAGGUAACAUGGAGAAAAUGUGUCGUUCUCUUGAAGAUCAACUUAGUGAGUUAAAGUCCAAGAAUGAUGAGAAUGUGCGUCAGCUGAAUGACUUAAACAUGCAAAGAUCUAGACUGACUACCGAAAAUGGGGAAUUGAGUCGCCAGUUGGAGGAAAAGGAGUCUCUUGUUUCACAGCUUACAAGGGGAAAACAAGCUUUUAUUCAUCAAAUUGAAGAGCUCAAAAGACACCUUGAGGAAGAAAUUAAGGCCAAGAACGCCCUGGCUCAUUCUGUCCAGUCGGCUCGUCAUGACUGCGACCUCCUCAGAGAGCAGUAUGAGGAGGAGCAGGAGGCCAAAGCUGAGCUGCAGCGUGCAAUGUCCAAGGCAAACAGCGAGGUGGCUCAGUGGAGAACCAAAUAUGAGACUGAUGCUAUUCAGCGCACUGAGGAGCUGGAAGAGGCAAAGAAAAAGCUUGCCCAGCGUCUUCAGGAUGCAGAGGAGUCCAUCGAGGCCGUGAAUGCAAAAUGUGCCUCUCUGGAGAAGACUAAGCAGAGACUGCAUGGUGAAGUGGAGGACCUGAUGAUCGAUGUGGAGAGAGCUAAUGCUCUGGCUGCUUCCCUUGACAAGAAACAGAGGAACUUUGACAAGGUUCUGGCAGAGUGGAAGCAGAAGUAUGAGGAAAGCCAAGCAGAGCUGGAAGGAGCUCAAAAGGAGGCUCGUUCUCUCAGCACAGAGAUGUUUAAAAUGAAAAACUCCUACGAGGAAGCUCUGGACCACCUGGAGAACCUGAAGAGGGAGAACAAGAACCUGCAACAGGAAAUCACAGAUUUGACUGAAUGUAUUAGUGAAACUGGGAAGACAAUUCACGAACUGGAGAAAGGGAAAAAGGUGGCAGAAAUGGAAAAAACAGAAGUCCAAACAGCACUGGAGGAAGCAGAGGCUACCCUGGAGCACGAAGAAUCAAAGAUUGUCCGUGUCCAGCUGGAGCUCACCCAGCUGAAAAGUGAAAUUGACAGGAAAAUUGCAGAGAAGGAUGAGGAGAUUGAGCAGAUCAAGAGGAACAGCCAGAGAAUAAUCGAAACCAUGCAGACCACUCUGGAUGCUGAGGUCAGGAGCAGGAAUGAUGCCCUGAGAAUCAAGAAGAAGAUGGAGGGAGAUCUGAAUGAGAUGGAGAUUCAGCUGAGUCAUGCCAACCGCCAGGCAGCUGAAGCCCAGAAACAGCUGAGGAAUGUGCAGGGACAGCUGAAGGAUGCUCAGCUGCACCUUGAUGAAGCUCUCAGAGCUCAGGCAGACAUGAAGGAGCAGGUUGCAAUUCUGGAGCGCAGGAACAACCUGCUGCUGGCUGAGAUCGAGGAGCUGAGAGUUGCACUGGAGCAAACAGAGAGAGGCCGCAAAGUUGCUGAACAGGAGCUGGUCGAUGCCAGCGAGCGUGUGGGACUGCUGCACUCUCAGAACACAAGUCUUAUCAACACUAAAAGAAAGCUUGAAGCUGACCUUGUCCAGAUCCAAGGUGAAGUGGAAGAUGCUGUCCAGGAAGCAAGAAAUGCUGAAGAAAAGGCCAAGAAGGCCAUCACUGAUGCUGCAAUGAUGGCAGAAGAGCUAAAGAAGGAGCAGGACACCAGUGCUCAUUUGGAGAGGAUGAAGAAGAACCUGGACGUGACGGUGAAGGACCUGCAGCACCGCCUGGAUGAGGCUGAGAAUCUGGCCUUGAAAGGUGGCAAGAAGCAGCUCCAGAAACUGGAGGCGAGGGUUCGAGAGCUGGAAGCGGAGGUUGAGGCUGAGCAGAAACGUGGAGCUGAAGCUGUGAAGGGCGUCCGCAAGUAUGAGCGUAAGGUGAAGGAGCUGACCUAUCAGACCGAGGAAGACAGGAAGAAUAUUACUCGACUUCAAGAUCUGGUAGACAAGCUGCAGCUGAAAGUGAAAUCCUACAAGAGGCAGUCUGAGGAAGCUGAGGAGCAGGCCAACACUCACCUGACCAGGUACAGGAAGGUUCAGCAUGAGCUCGAGGAAGCUCAAGAGCGUGCUGACAUUGCAGAGUCGCAGGUCAACAAGCUGAGAGCCAAGAGCCGUGAAAUUGUCAGGGUGAAAGAGACCACUGAAUGAACCUCAUUCGGGAUGAGACAUGGUACAAGAAAUCAUACAAUAUGAUAUUUUUGUCUGAUGUGUCAAGUGUGUAACAGCAAAUAAACAUGGAAGCAACUGAA
Archocentrus centrarchus (flier cichlid) is the source of this 5927-nucleotide messenger RNA. RefSeq names its product myosin heavy chain, fast skeletal muscle-like. The transcript has 39 exons. Gene Ontology annotation, cellular component: myosin II complex; myosin filament; cytoplasm. The record is from RefSeq and is a predicted model, not a curated record. NCBI's taxonomy places the organism in Eukaryota, Metazoa, Chordata, Actinopteri, Cichliformes, Cichlidae. Gene Ontology annotation, molecular function: actin filament binding; microfilament motor activity; ATP binding. The coding region runs from base 1 to 5826 and encodes 1941 amino acids.